UGAAGCGGCACAUUUCUCGGCAUCCGAAUGAUCGCAAAUUAAAAGCUUCUUGCCUAAGCGAUUGCAAUACAGACUGCAUAUAGUAUAGUGAUGCAAAGUUCGACGGUGCGUUAAUGAAGUGUGCAAAUCAUGGGUCGCGGGAGCGCAAACGCAUCAUCCACAUUUCCGGGGCGCUCUCGUAAAAACAGCUAUUACUUAAGGGAGACUUCAGAAAAGGAAAUUUUGCCACCGUACUUUUGGAGAUUCGUCCAAGGGUUUGGUGUACUACCCGCAAAUUACAUUAAAAAUACCGACAAUUUAUUGCGUCCAAGAACACUCAACCGUUGUUUAUUGGCUUGGUCGAUCGUAUUGGUCUGCUUGAUUGCUGUUUAUAUGGUUAUCCGUGUUGGAAAUUAUGCGGACUUUUACAGAAAAGAGCUGAAAGAGUUGGAAUUUUUCACGCUGAUCCAUUUUAUGUGUUUCGUGUCAGCACAGUUGCAGGUUAUUUUGAUUUUGGUCAUCAUAUGCUUCAAAGCCAAACACAUUCCUGGAUUAUUGUAUAAACUGCAGCAACCCUUGCUCUGGUACAAUGAAGACAACGAAAUCAGAAAUUCCCGAUGGCCGAAAGUGGUGUCGACUACCGCCAUGUUAUGGAUUCUAAUCAGCGUUGCUCUGCCCUUUGCUUCUAUACGUUUCGCAUUAGAACUGUGGAAUAUGUUUGAUGAGGCAUUCGAGUAUUCCCGAGACGACCCGGAUAAUCCUUCGCAAAUGAAUUUUUUCGGUUUACUGAAAGCGCCUGAAUUAGUGUGGGUUGUUUUGGAUGCGGUGCAAACAGCACUCAUUUUGUCGAUUACGAAUGCCAGCCAGAUGUUGACCUUUGUCAUUGUCCUCGCUAUCGGACGAGGUUUUGCACAUCAAGCGCGCCAAAUAUGUGACAAAACGGAAGUUUUCAACUCCGCACCGGAGUCGUGGAAGUUGUGCCGCAAUAACGUCGGGAAACUGCUGGAGUGUGUGGCAGCGUGCAACGAUAUUUUUGGCUGGAUUAACCUGAUUGUUUGUGUACAAGACUUACUGAACCUGAUCAAUUAUAUGGAUUUAUCUCUGCAGCAGACCGUUAAAGAAGCGGAAGAUAAUGAAGAAGAGGUGUAUGUGAAGUUCUAUGACCGACAAAUUCUCCGCGUACAAAACGCCGUUCCGUUUGGCAUUUCCGUAAUUAAUCUGGGUCUCCGCUUUGCGGUUUGCAGUUAUUGUCAGGAACAGGGGCAAAAUGUAGGUGUCCUUGCCGAAAGGUGUUCCUUGGAAUCCAGCGACGAUAGCAUUCGCAACGAAUGUCGUUUAAUCCAGCUGGCCACAUUACGCGUUAAUGGAAGCACUGUUAUCACUGCUGCCGGCUUUGCCUCCUUGACCAAAGAAUAUUUUGCAGCUUUGUUCGGACUAGCCUUAACUUAUUUCAUUCUCAUCUACCAAGCCCGGGACAUCAAACAGGACAUGCUUCAUUCACGGAAUCGUAUCGUAGAGGAUUUGAAGCACGACAUUCGUCGUCUGAUCAACGGCUCAAGAUCAUCGAAAUCCGAUCUUCGUAAUCUGCCAGCCUACUUUGUCGACAGUUUUGGGACACGUCAUUGAUAAAGUUUAUUAACUUGUACACAACUCCAGCUGAAAAGUGCAGCUCAGAUUAAUCUACCAAAACAUAUACUG
Messenger RNA from Paramacrobiotus metropolitanus, 1677 nucleotides. RefSeq lists its product as uncharacterized. Gene Ontology annotation, biological process: sensory perception of taste. The record is from RefSeq and is a predicted model, not a curated record. Bases 130 to 1605 code for a protein of 491 amino acids. Gene Ontology annotation, cellular component: axon; neuronal cell body; dendrite. The transcript has 5 exons. Lineage: Eukaryota; Metazoa; Tardigrada; Eutardigrada; Parachela; Macrobiotidae.